AUGCAGCCACAAUAUCUGCCGCGAAGUCGUCUUAUUUCAGGUAUCAUCUUGAUGCCUUCAGUUGGAGAUUCGUGGCAUAAGGUCAAAAAAUGUGCAUCCCAUGCUGUGAUGAAAAAAGACAACAGUAAGCUUCACAGUGUACACGUCAAAUACUUACUGCAGCCAUUUUUUCCAGAACCUACACAUUAUAGUAGUCAUCUGUCAUUGUCCGUGUCAUGGCGUCAGCUUAAAUCCGCAGCAGAUCCACCCGCAUUUAAGUCAGAAUUAAAUCGAUCUUGCGUAAGCCUCGUCAGCACCUUUAACUCUCGAGCUUUCCUUUCGUGCAGCCCGAUUUGCUCUGCAACUGGCGAGUUCUGUCAGUCGAGCUGCGCCUCCCACAGUCUUGCCCAUCAGGCUCAGCUUAACUCAGGUCAGCGUAUCGAUCGGAGAUCCUGCAGCAUGUUAGGUCCGACGCCUGCCCUUCAAGCCCUACUUAUGCGUAUAGUUCAGGCAGGCAGGAGUGCCUUCGAGCCCAAGCAUUCCCGAUCGAUUCGAGCAUGCGCCAGUUUUCAAAUUUGGUUGGAAGGCCCUAUUGCUGCAACGGAGCCGAGUCUUACGUGCAAUUUUGCAUGCAUUUGCAUGGUUCCGUCGCUUCGGCAUCCUCAGGCACCCUCAAUAAGAGCGGGAACGAAGCCUCUCGUACAAGAGCUGAAUUUAACCUGUUUCCUUUUAGCUGAUGAAGGACUGUUAAUUGUGUGA
Molecule: messenger RNA, 738 nt
Organism: Protopolystoma xenopodis
Lineage: Eukaryota; Metazoa; Platyhelminthes; Monogenea; Polystomatidea; Polystomatidae
Source: the annotation of a GenBank genome assembly